AUGGCUUCUCGCAAGAAAGUGCUCUUGAAGGUCAUUAUUCUCGGAGACAGUGGCGUCGGAAAAACAUCUCUUAUGAACCAAUAUGUGAAUAAAAAGUUCACCAAUCAAUACAAAGCGACGAUCGGAGCUGAUUUUUUGACCAAGGAAGUCAUGGUCGAUGAUCGUUUGGUUACUAUGCAGAUUUGGGACACCGCUGGCCAAGAACGAUUCCAAUCUCUCGGUGUGGCGUUCUAUCGUGGAGCAGACUGUUGCGUGCUAGUGUACGACGUGAACAACGCGAAAAGUUUCGAAACACUGGACAGCUGGAGAGAUGAAUUUCUAAUUCAAGCAUCACCUAGAGAUUCAGAUAAUUUUCCAUUCGUUGUAUUGGGAAAUAAGAUUGACAUAGAAGAAUCUAGGAGAGUGGUUACUCAAAAGCGUGCUAUGAGUUGGUGUCAAUCGAAAGGAAAUGUUCCGUAUUUUGAAACAAGUGCAAAGGAGGCUAUCAAUGUCGAACAAGCAUUCCAAACUAUCGCCAAGAAUGCAUUGCAACAGGAGACUGAUCUAGAACUUUACAGUGACUUCCCAGAUCCGAUCAAGAUUGACAGUGAUCUUAACAGAUACGAUGGAUGUAAUUGUUAA
Paraglomus brasilianum is the source of this 621-nucleotide messenger RNA. The record is from the annotation of a GenBank genome assembly. NCBI's taxonomy places the organism in Eukaryota, Fungi, Glomeromycota, Glomeromycetes, Paraglomerales, Paraglomeraceae.